Messenger RNA from Acanthosepion pharaonis, 1038 nucleotides. NCBI's taxonomy places the organism in Eukaryota, Metazoa, Mollusca, Cephalopoda, Sepiida, Sepiidae. The record is from the annotation of a GenBank genome assembly.
AUGAUUACAGAUGUCCUUUUCACAAAGAACCGCCCUCUAUUUGAACAAAUACUUUUUCUUUUUUUCUUUCUUUCUCUCUCUCUCUCUCUCUCUUUUUUCUUUCUUUCUUUCUUUCUUUCUUUCUUUCUUUCACUCUCUUUAAUUAAAGAAUUUGCUUCUUUCUCCUUAUCUUUUUCCUUCUUCUCUUCAUCAGCAGUAUGUUUAUCUAUCUAUCUAUCUAUCUAUCUAUCUAUCUAUCUAUACCAUACCCAUCCAUACGUUCUUUUUUUUUUCUUGCUCUCUCUCUUAUACGCACACAUGAAAACACACAGGCGCAUGCUCGCCUACACCGAAACACGGAAAACCAAUGCCCCCCUCCUCGAGCGCACUAACGAAUCUCUUUCCCGCGGAGUUGGUUCAUCGUUCCUCCGCAGAAAAUCCGUAAUUAUUCUGUUUCGGUCUAUAUCUAUCUAUCUAUCUAUCUAUCUAUCUAUCUAUCUAUCUAUCUAUCUGUCUCAAUCUGUUCAUAUCAGUCUCAGUCUGUUCAUAUCUAUCUAUCUAUCUAUCUAUCUAUCUAUCUAUCUAUCUAUCUAUCUAUCUCAGUUUUUACCGCCGCUGGCUAGCAGCAAUGCGAAAAGGGGAGCCGAGUGCGUAAGUCUUCCCCUGCCAGUAUAUAGCCUCUCCAUCAGCAAGCCCUAUGUAGUGCCUCCUCGUGGCGACACAUGGCAACCGUGCACCUUGCGGACUCGGGCUAAACUACAGGAGACGGGGGAGGAUUUUGGCCCCCUUAACGUGCAUGACAUAAUAUCUAUCAUAUCUAUCUAUUUGUCAUUCUAUCUAUCUAUCUAUCUAUCUAUCUAUCUACCGAUCUCAGUAGUUUCAUAUCAAUCUCUGUUUUUAAAUAUCAAUUUGUCCUCCUCAGUAGUUAUUUAUGUUAGUCUCUUCAUUCUCUGCUUCUCUAUCUAUCUAUCUAUCUAUCUAUCUAUGUUUAUAUAUCUAUCAGUCUGUUUAUAUCUAUCUAUCUAUCUAUCUAAGGUUAUUUUUUAUUCUUUGCACUGA